Molecule: messenger RNA, 1132 nt
Organism: Capsaspora owczarzaki ATCC 30864
Lineage: Eukaryota; Filasterea; Ministeriida; Capsasporidae
Product: Ras-like GTP-binding protein A
Exons: 6
Coding region: 9-911 (300 amino acids)
Biological process (GO): positive regulation of TOR signaling; regulation of autophagy; cellular response to amino acid stimulus
Cellular component (GO): nucleus; Gtr1-Gtr2 GTPase complex; lysosome
Molecular function (GO): GTPase activity; GTP binding
Source: RefSeq, a predicted model, not a curated record
UUUCCAAAAUGAAGAAGAAGGUUUUGUUGAUGGGCAAGAGCGGGUCGGGCAAGACCUCGAUGCGCUCAAUCAUCUUUGCCAACUACAUUGCGCGUGAUACUCGCCGUCUCGGAUACACCAUCGAUGUCGAGCACUCGCACGUGCGCUUCCUCGGCAACCUCGUUCUCAACCUCUGGGAUUGCGGCGGUCAGGAGGCCUUCAUGGAAAACUACUUUGCCAGCCAGCGUGACAUUAUCUUCCGAAACGUCGAGGUCUUGAUUUACGUGUUCGACGUCGAGUCCCGCGAGCUCGAGAAGGACAUGCACUACUACCAGACCUGUCUCGAGGCCAUUCUUCAAAACUCGAAGGAUGCCAAGAUCUUCUGCCUGUUGCACAAGAUGGAUCUCGUUGCCGAGGAUCAGCGCGAUUUGAUUUUUGCCGAGCGCGAAACCGAGCUCAAGUGCCGAUCUCUGCCGCUUGAAAUCACCUGCUUCCGCACUUCGAUUUGGGACGAGACCCUGUACAAGGCCUGGUCAUCGAUCGUCUACUCGCUCAUUCCCAACGUCAGGCAGCUCGAGGAUCACUUGCAGAACUUUGCCGAAAUCAUUGAUGCCGACGAAGUUGUGCUGUUUGAGCGCGCCACCUUCCUGGUCAUCUCGCACUCGACGCGCAGGCAACAUCGCGACGUCCACCGGUUUGAAAAGAUCAGCAACAUUAUCAAGCAAUUCAAACUUAGUUGCUCAAAGUCCCAGGCGCAGUUCCAGAGCAUGGAAGUCCGCAACGCCAACUUUGCCUCAUUCAUUGAUUUGUUUACAACCAACACUUACGUCAUGGUGAUUUCCGCCGAUCCUUCAUUGCCCGCUGCGGCCACUCUGGUCAACAUUCAAAACGCUCGCCAGCAUUUCGAGAAGCUCGAGGGCCACAACCAAUAAACAAAACACGCAAAAGGUUUUUUCUUUUCUCCAGUCGACGCUCUUGGCUGGUUGGCGGGUCAUCUUCAUUUGUGAGGCGUCUUGCGGGCCGGUUCAAGAGCAGUGACACGGUGCUGUGUUACCGACCGCUCUGCUCGUGUUUGUGAAUGGCUUUUGUUCAUUUUUGUGCGAUUGUUGUUUUGUUUUCUUUUUCCAUAAAUCCUCCUGUUAUUGCAUGCUCC